UAUUGAUAAAUAUUACAUACCACAAACUUUGAUUGGCUCGAUAAUGACUAAGGUUUAGCUCCUCCGAGCUCCGUCUUGAAUAUUAUCAAGCAAGAGGCAAGGCCACCAAAAAAAAGCAUCAAACACCAACAAUUCUAUAUAACAAUCAGUACAUCAUAUUUCAAUAUGAUUGCCAGACCAAUGUUUUCGUCGGUAUGUCACAUCCUCUAGCUAGUCCAUACAUAGCCUACUCUCAUUACUUGAAGUACUAACGAAUCCUUACCUAGGUUUUCCGACAAGCUGCCCGCCCAGCAACAUUUGCCUCCAAAUUCUCGGCGCCUCGGUUCUCUCCCAUCGCCUCUCGAUAUCUCUCUACGGAAGUCCGCAGGCAGAUUGAUCAAGUUGUUGGUUCAAAGCCUGUUGUACUUUUCAUGAAAGGUACACCGGAAAAUCCAAUGUGUGGCUUCUCAAAGGCAACCAUCCAAAUCUUGAGUCUACAGGGCUUGGAUCCAGAGAAGUUCGCUGCCCUUAACGUUCUGGAGGAUGAAGGUUUAAGACAAGGUUAGUCUUGGAACGUCUACUUUUGAUAUAUGCUAGGUGGAUAUUAACAUACACUCCAAACAGGAAUCAAGGAAUACUCCGAGUGGCCAACCAUACCCCAACUUUAUGUCAAUAAGGAAUUUAUAGGAGGAUGCGAUAUCUUAAUUACAAUGCACCAAAGCGGAGAAUUGGCCAAGGUAUUGGAAGAGAAUAAGGUCCUGGUUCAGGAGUCAUCAUAAAAAGCUCGAACAUGGCAGGCUUUGAUAUGUAAAACAAUGGAGAGAGGAGGAGGAGAGGUAAGGCACUGCACGAUGCGGCUAACCGUCUUACACUUACCACUGGCUUAUGAGAAAAUGGCGGUAUCAUGAGCAGAAUUGGUAUUAUAAUGAUGAUUUUUACGAAUUUUUAAGGGAAUAUACAGGAUAAUAAAUAUGUCUGCAUCUCAUCCAAGUAUCUCAGGCACCGAUGA
Messenger RNA from Sclerotinia trifoliorum, 988 nucleotides. NCBI's taxonomy places the organism in Eukaryota, Fungi, Ascomycota, Leotiomycetes, Helotiales, Sclerotiniaceae. The record is from the annotation of a GenBank genome assembly.